This is a messenger RNA of Sinocyclocheilus anshuiensis, 1629 nucleotides long. Its product is annotated as leucine-rich repeat and transmembrane domain-containing protein 1-like. Gene Ontology annotation, biological process: axonogenesis; positive regulation of synapse assembly. The coding region runs from base 290 to 1369 and encodes 359 amino acids. The record is from RefSeq and is a predicted model, not a curated record. NCBI's taxonomy places the organism in Eukaryota, Metazoa, Chordata, Actinopteri, Cypriniformes, Cyprinidae. Gene Ontology annotation, molecular function: protein binding. The transcript is spliced from 3 exons.
GAGAGAGAGAGAGAGAGAGAGAGAGAGAGAGAGACAGAGUGGCCAUUGACAAUGAGAGUGUGUUUUUAUUGCAUGUGGGUAUGUAUGAGGCAAUGGAUGUAAAGAUGAUACAGAGCAAAACAUGAAGGUUUUUGCAUGUAUGCACAUUUAUAGAGAACGAAAGAGAGAUAGAAGAAAAUUACUGUCGUCCAGUAACACAAGUUUUAAUUACUGGGAUUGUGAGCUUUAAUCUGAUCAGACAUGCUGGACUAACCCUGGACACGCUGACAGGAGGAACACUCUAGAAACCAUGGCAGGUGUGAUCUUUGCAUUAUCCAGCCUGUUAUUAUUCCAGACAGUCUCCUCUUGCCCCAAAGAGUGCUCGUGUGACACUCAUGCCAAAGUGGUGGACUGCCGAGGACGAGGAUUAUAUGAUAUUCCACGUAAACUUCAUGAAGACACACUGGAGCUGUAUCUUCAAAAUAACCGUCUGCGAGGCCUGGGCUCCAUGUCCUUUCGAGAGACACCACAACUUCAAAUUCUGGACCUAGCAAACAAUUCAAUCACAACGCUUUCCCCUAGUGCCCUUUUGGGACUUAGAAGCUUAAAGGUCCUCAGCCUGGCCAAUAACUCUAUUAGGGAAGUGGAUCGACGCCUUCUGGUUUCAAUAAGAAAUCUAACCAUAUUGGACUUGUCCUUUAACACCAUAGGUGGUCUACCAGGAGCUCUUGCUGAUAGUUUCCACUUUCUGACCCAUCUGUCACUCCAUUACAAUCGGCUAACUAAGCUGGACCGUAUACACCUGGAGGCUCUUGGGAAUCUUAAAGUUCUGCAGCUGAAGGGCAAUCCUUGGAGAUGUGACUGUCAUCUGAUAGGACUCAAACUAUGGUUGGAGACAUUUGCCUUCAAAGGUGGAGUGGUCGACAGCGUCACAUGCAUCCAGCCUCAUCUCAUGCUGGAGCGGGAACUCCGGCACAUUCCCUACGAGCUUUUCCACUCCUGCAUGAUCACCAGCUACAGCUACCUGUUCGCCAACAUCCACUACCUGGACAAUAAGCAUCGCAUGCUCAGCGGGCAGCUCCAUCCAAGCCCCAGAGCACCAUCUGGGAGUGAUUUCAGCCCCCCAGGACAAGCAUUACUCCCUGAGUGUGAGGCCAAGCAGAGAUCCCGGCCUGUGAACUACAGACGUGCCAUAGCCACAGUGGUCAUCACAGGAGUGGUUUGUGGAAUUGUGUGUUUGAUGAUGUUGGCAGCAGCUGUCUACGGAUGUGCGUAUGCAGCAAUUAAUGCCAAGUACCAAAGGGAGCUGAAGAAGAAAGCGAAAGAAGCGGGUUCAGGAGAGGAGCGGAAAAACAUUGAAAGAGAGGAGGACAAAGAACCUCUUGAGUGACCCGAAGAUCAGCAUCACAUGAUGCACACGAAGCACAAAUACACAUCAGGGUUACACUCCAGAUUAUCCACAUACUGUUGUGUAUCUACAAAGUUACGUUCAUGACAAGUCAGUGUACUUGGCAGCCAUAUUGGCAAUGCCCCUAGGGCAGCUAUUUUCUAAUUAUGCAGAUACCUGAAAUGGGAAAGACGUAAAACUCCAAAACUAUUAUUAUUAUAAUAGGCUAGAAAAAAAUGUAUUGUUCAGGCUGGUCAAACACA